GAAAGUGAAGUGGGCGAGGCUCGUCUGCCACAACAGCGCCACUUUUGAGCGCUUAUUUGUCUGCAUCGUCAACAACAAUAACAGACCAUAGAAGUUGUCAGACAGUGGUCAAGAAGAACGGAGAGAACAGUGCCACGACGAUAAAGCCUUCAGUUGUACGUGGAAGGUCAAAGAUGGUUCAGGACAGUGCUCAGAUUCGGCAGCAGGGUGCCCAGGAUUUUAUGGCAUAUUAUGACUUUGCCUGUGCCAGACAGGAAUCAGUGCCUCUCCCUGCUGUCAAGAUGAACCUUGACAAAGGGAUGCUGGACUUUAAUGGAGACAGGCUGAAACUGACAGACUGGCCACCCAUUCUCAGCUCUAUCUCCAUCAACAAACACCUGCACCAUAUUGCAAUAAGUAGCACAUACCAAGCUAGUCUGGGUUCUGGAGACGCAGAUAGAAGGUACUAUAAGUCUAGCUUCAAGAAGAAGAUCCCAGCCAUUCGCUCUAAGGACAUGACAUUUAAGCUGUGCAAGGCCCUUAGAGAGUGCCUGAUUGUCUCUUCCAACCUCAAGACUCUGCAGCUUAAUGGACUUCCACUGAGAGAGAGGGACCUCAUCACCUUGACAAAGGGUUUGGCAAAAAGCGUUGCCUUGGAAAACCUAUCUCUGGCUAACUGUCCAAUCACUGACGAGGGCUUAGAGGUGAUUUGCCAAAGUGUUAAGUAUUCUACAAGCAUCAGGACAGUAGAUUUUACAGGAUGCAAUCUCACCUGGAGAGGGGCAGAGCAUAUGGCCAACAUCAUCAAGCAUCAGGGAAUGCAGAGACAUGGUACUGCAUGGGCAGAGUCUCUGAGGUAUCGACAGCCGCAGUUUGAGGGAAUGGGAGGUCUCCGCCGUGUCACCCUUAACUGUAACACUUUGAUUGGGGACCGGGGUGCUGCUGCUCUUGCACAUGAACUGGCUGAGGAUCUCUGGGUUAAAGCUGUGGACCUGCAGAGAUGUGGUCUGUCCAAUGAAGGAGCUCGUCGUUUGCUGGAAGCCUUGAAAACAAAUUCUGCUCUUUGUGUAUUGGAUAUUCGGAGUAACCCUUUAGUUGACAAGGUCCUAAUUAAAACUAUAUUAGAGAAAGUACUGAUGAAUGCUGAUGGAGAGUCACCAGAGUACUGCUGGAUCAAGCCUGCAACCACUGAGCCACAGAGAGCUCCUGGUCCAAAGAAGCGAUCACUGCCCAGUUUAGUCAGAGGAAAAGGUGCAUUUAGGAUAGCCCCCCGUAAAGGAACAUCUCCUGGAGGGCGGAGUUCAGGUGUUGUCCAGGCACAGAAGCCCUAUUCCCGCUCCUGUUACAUUCCUUGGCGUGCUGCUGCACGAGCUGGACGUCAGAGAGGUCUGCCUCCUGGAGUAACUGUGUCAGAACAAAGCUUUCAGGGUGCAGCUACUGUGAAGGUUACUGUGGAUUCAGAUUCAGAUGAAGAUGAGGACGAGGAAGAACAGGAAGAGGAAGAAGUGGUUGUGGAAGUGGAGCAGAGACCAUCUUCUUUCAAUCUCCAGAACAGGAUCACUGGACGGCAGUUUGAGCGUUUACAGAUGGAGCUAAAAGAGUGUCGUCUGAAGCUGGCAGAGGAACGCAGAGCCAGACUGAAAGCAGAGUCGAGGCUCAUUGAGUAUGAGCUGGAGAAUUCCCGUCUUCGUGAUGCCAAUCACUCCCUGUCAGAGGCGCUUGCAGCCACUGGCUCUGGAUCAGCACCACCUCCUGUCAGUGCUCUUGAAGACGAGGCAGUGCUUGAGAGCAUUGAGAGCUCAUUUACCAAGUUUCAUGCUUUCUUGGAUCUCCUCAAGGAUGCUGGCCUAGGUCAGCUAGCUUCAAUAGCUGGAAUUGACAAGUCAGAUUUCCAACCUCUGGGAAGACCUCAGCUCUCCUCUACAAUAGGAACACAUUUGGAUGAUGCAGCAUCACUGACUAGAGGGGACUGUCGGGAUGUUGGGACAAAGACUGACGCUUUGUCUUUGGUAGGCAGCAUCUUUUGUGGUGGCCCAGCUGACACUACCACACCCAGAUCUUCAUCCUUUGUCAGGGAGUCCUUGCAUGAAGACAGGCAACCAGAUGUGACCUUCAGUAAGGCUUCUAGAUCUCGAAUAGACCCUGGUAUAGGUGGAGAGGAGGAAUUGCAUCGAUAUUCCAAGCCUGAUACCCAGCUUGACUCAGGUUCUGAGCACGUUUCCUGUAGCCAAAAAUCCUCCUUUGGUAAAACUUGUCAGACUCAGCCAAGCACACAUAAGAGCAACAGCAUCUCUCACCGGAGCAAUUCCCAUCAUAGCAACGGUUCCCAUGGAAGUUCAUAGCAACUCUCCCCGGAGCAAAGCGCAUCAUAGCAAUGUUUUUCAUAACUCAAAGUCAUGGGAACUUAGUGUAUUGUCCAUAGGAUCGAGUGUUGUGACAUUAAAAGUGACAAGGCAGAAUCUGUGGGAUCAGCAGGGUCACGGAACAAGGGAAAUGGAAGGCUAGUGACAAUAAAUCAGUCAGGGUCUGAAGGGACAGAGGGGAAAGCCUGUCUUGCUAGGAAGACUCUGGAGCUGAUCAGGCCUCUGAGCGGUCUGGGAGGGCAGUCAGAAACUGAAUUGCUCUGACCAGUUGACCAGAGAAAAAUGAAAAUAUUUCUGUCUGUUCUCAUUGCCUUCUCCUCAAAGGUGCUACAUGUGAAUUACUGUUGUCACUACUUAGCCAGUGUUAGCAUUAACAGCUGUUUAGUUACCACGAGCUUCAGCCAUAAUUGUUUUUACAAGACAAGAGGUUAGAAUACCCUCUCUGGGCAGUGCUACAUCUUCAUCCUCUCAUGUUGAACUGGACGACACUUUCGCAUAGCAGAUACGAUGGCCUGGGCUAGCUGGCUAGCAUGCUAAUUUCAGUAGAGGGAAAGAUAGAUAGAAAUAGAAGCAAAACAAGAAUUGACCUUUGUAUUGCUUUCCACCGCUGGACACAGCUCUUGGUGAAUAAAGGAAUGAAGUUUGAUGCUGAACUUGAAGCAUUUCUUCUAGACUGGUAAGUAAACAGCUGUUAAUGCUAACGUUGGCUAUGUGGCAGUAGCAAAAUCUUGCAUAUAGAUUGUUGUUCACUUUAAGGACAACUAUGAUGUAGAUUUUAUGCACUUUCUUUCUUGAAGGUUUAUUUUUUAAAUCUUUAGAAUUCUUACAUCUUCAGUCUCAGUUUCAUUUUAGGGAGAGAUGACAUGAAAAGUCAUUAAAAAUCUUGAUCCAUUUAAGCCAAAGCAGGGGUAGUCGAAUCGUAUGAAAUUAAAAUUAGAGUUAUUGAUUCAAUCAUAUGUAUCAAAAAUGCCAUGCAAUGUAAAUUUUUGUAUUUAAAUGUUGCCUUAUUUUGUAAAGACAUAUUUUGCAUUUGGUGCCAUGCACAAUAUAAAAAUUUCAUUCAGUAUAGUUUCAUGGUAGAUAUUUGGGAUUCCAAGCUAACCCCACCUCAAUCAAGUAUCAAUUCAAAUCCAUAAAUCAAGAUCUCCCGAUGUAAACUGGUUUAAUGUGGGAACACAUCAAACCUCAGAGGAAAAGUACAGUUUCAGACAUUUCAUGGGGGCUUUAAGAAACAAUGUACUGCUUGUUCCAUGUGUCCUAUUACUCUUUUUACAGCUGUUUUAAAUGUUUUUUAUUUUUAAAACGCAGUGCUGACAUAGUAAUUUAUUUAAUUUGUCCCUAUUUGAUUUUAAUUUUGUCUUUAUAAAACAAUCUUUCAUGAUGUAGAAUACUAUCGUUUGUUGUUCCUUUUAGGAUAUUCUGCACAUCUUUCAAACUUUCAAAUAAACAUGUUAGCAGUUUCA
Lates calcarifer (barramundi perch) is the source of this 3805-nucleotide messenger RNA. RefSeq names its product centrosomal protein 78 (gene cep78). Gene Ontology annotation, cellular component: centrosome. Gene Ontology annotation, molecular function: protein binding. Lineage: Eukaryota; Metazoa; Chordata; Actinopteri; Centropomidae. The record is from RefSeq and is a predicted model, not a curated record.